Messenger RNA from Lepisosteus oculatus (spotted gar), 453 nucleotides. The record is from RefSeq and is a predicted model, not a curated record. Lineage: Eukaryota; Metazoa; Chordata; Actinopteri; Semionotiformes; Lepisosteidae.
GUGUGCCCGAGCUGUCUUGUCACGGCAGCGGUUCUCCUUGUACGUGUGCCGUCUUCCCUGGACGGAGCGUCUGCUCUCUUUGCGGUGCCAUUUUGUGUAUCGCGAGCACUGAAACGGUCUACACGGCGGUGGCAGCCGGAGCGGUUUCCGUGGCGAUGGACCCUCCCAGCCCUGCGGCGCCCGGCGGGCGGGACGAGCGGCGGCGGCAGGAGGAGAGGCUGCGCCGCGAGGAGGCGUACUACCAGUUCAUCGACGGGCUGAGCGAGGACGAGUACCGCCUCAUGAGGGACAGCAACCUCCUGGGCACGCCAGGUACGCGGGUCCCCCUGCCUGGCCCGGUGACACUGCCCCCUGCUGGGCGGGGGUUUGAGGCUGCGCUUGCUGGGAGAUCAGAUGAGGUCGCUUCACUGGCCCGAUACAGUUUCUUGCAUUAGGAGUUCGUCUUUUCGCAGA